AUGAAGCGGACACUGCAUCACAGAGGAGGGGGGACCGGAGACACCCUGCAUAUGUCUGUGAAUGGAAACGCAUGCAUCACUUACCACCAGGCUUUCAUGAUCCUCCACGCAGACCUGUUGCUGCCUCUGCCCCUCGCCAACCAACUCGCCCAGACAUCACCGACCGCCGAGUGUGCAUCCUCCCCUCAUCCGCCCAUGCCAGCUCUGCUAUCCCUUCCCACGAUGCACCACUUCUAA
This is a messenger RNA of Knipowitschia caucasica, 237 nucleotides long. NCBI's taxonomy places the organism in Eukaryota, Metazoa, Chordata, Actinopteri, Gobiiformes, Gobiidae. The record is from the annotation of a GenBank genome assembly.